AACAACCUUUGUAUGGACAAACCCAUGCAAACCGGAGGAAGCUCCGGGGGCUCCUCUAAUGACAGAGGACGUGGCGGUUCAUCCUCCUCCAACCCAUCCUCCUCCGGAGGCGGCGGCGGUCGCAAAUCCUCCUCCUCCGGAGGUCAGUCGACUUCCUCCGGUUUGCCCCGCUGCAAGCCCGGUCAGAAUCAAAAAAACUGUCGAGGGGGGUCGGCGACAGGCCCCCAAGGCGCAGGGCCGGACUACGCAGGAAGGGACUGCACGUGCAAAUGUCGCCAUCCUCUAAUUCAACUAAACCCUCACCACCAGCACCAGAAUCAGCCAGGACAACAUCACAACUUCUAUCAGCAGCAGGGGGGAUAUCUGUAUCAUCAGUCGAUGACUUACCAGAAAUUAAACCAGCACGCAAGUCUGAUAAAUCAGCAGCAAAACGAAAGAGGAAGAACAAGGCCGGGGGUGAUCGGCAGCAACGCAAGCGUAAUAAGCACAAAUGCAGGCCCGUUAGAUAAUUGUCAGAGCCCGUGCAGGGGACCUUUCUUUACUGACCAGGAAUUAGAUUUUGCGGGGCUUUGGAUCAGUCUUUGGUCGGGGUUGUGUUGUGUGAGCACCCUGGCGACUUUGAUCACUUUUGUGAUAGAUACACAGAGAUUUAAGUACCCUGAACGCCCAAUAGUAUACCUAUCGUUUUGUUAUUUUAUGGUGUCAAUAGGAUACUUGACGCGGUUGGUUUCGGGUAAAGAAGCCAUCGCUUGCGAUGGCGACUCUGUUAAAUACUCAACAUCCGGACCAGACACAUGCACAGUCGUAUUUUUACUAGUCUACUUCUUCGGAAUGGCCAGUUCUGUAUGGUGGGUCAUCCUAACCUUCACCUGGUUCCUAGCAGCUGGUCUAAAAUGGGGCAACGAAGCCAUAGCUUCAUACGCAGCCUACUUCCAUUUAGCAGCCUGGGUUAUCCCAACCAUCAAAUCAGUGGCAGUCAUCAUGUCAUCUGCAAUCGACGGUGACCCAAUUGCCGGCAUUUGCUACACAGGCAAUCUAAACGCUGAUAACCUCAAAAUCUUCGUUUUGAUACCACUUUUCGCCUAUUUGUUGCUCGGAACUUUAUUCUUGUUGUGUGGUUUUGUGUCAUUGUUCAGGAUCAGGAAAGUUAUUAAAAGGCAAGGUGGAAGUGGAGCAGGUUUGAAAGCUGAUAAAUUGGAGAAGUUGAUGAUCAGGAUUGGGAUUUUUAGUGUUUUGUAUACUGUUCCUGCGAGCAUUGUUCUUGGUUGUCAUAUUUAUGAGAGCUCGCAGCAGACUGCGUGGUUGUCGGCGUUGGCUUGUCCUUGUGAACCACAGGUUCGUCCUUUGUACUCGGUCAUCAUGCUGAAGUACUUUAUGCUCCUUGCCGUUGGCAUAACCAGUGGUGUAUGGAUUUGGAGUGGAAAGACUGCCGAAGCCUGGAGGAUGUUUUGGAGACGACUUUGUUCUGGAAGCUCAGGAGGUCGAACCGGUAUGGGUGGUGCAAUGGGUGCAGCCAUGGGCGGUACUUUGGAUCCUCAUCGAGGAGGGGCUGAACAGCUCUCAUCAAACAAGGACCCCUGACCUCCGGAGUCAUGGGUUACCACCAGGCCGUAUAUGGUAACACAUUGCCGGCUGGAGGUGUGACAUCACUUGGCAGCACCACCUCCUAGCACCACACGUCGCCUCCGCCAACGCGGUCGCCAAUUCGGGUUCUGCGUCCUGCUGCAAACAAUCCUUAAGCCACGUAUGACGCCCAAAUGGGGACGGAGGCUCCGGGUCGCCAAAAAGGCACCCCCAACAAAACGGAGGACACCAAAGCGCAACUGAUCUCUAUAAUAAAUCAAACAAUAGUGUCGUGGGACACCAAAGUCUGGUGGGACACCAAAAUGUGGGUCACCAAGUGGCGAGCACCAGAUAUUGGCAGGACACCAGAUAAUAGACGUUUAUAAUAAACCAAAAAGUGCGACUAAUCAAAGUGAUGAUAAAAGUCACCAUUACGACGAUAUUGGGUGUCAGUACGAUGAUAACAGUCAUACGUAUGUAAGUAUAGCACAACCCUUUGAUGACACCAAAAACGACAGUGGUGAUAGGAUUUUAUCGCCUCUUGGUGGUGAUUUGAGGAGAACUGGUGACGGUGCCGAUACGCCCCAAAGUGGUGUACAAGGGCGCAAAAAUUACAGACUGAGUGGCGGUAACUUUGUUGCCAAUUCUGGUGCUGGAACUAACUAUGCUGCCAAUUCUGGUGGUUCUAGGUCACCACACGGUGAUCGUUCUCAUGAUUAUGGAGUGAUGUGAAAUUAAUUGACUUUUUUAGACAUAAGUUAAAAUUUUGAUACUAACCGCCACUUUUUUAUUGUUAAUAUUUAAGAUUAAAUGAAGACGUGAAGGUAUAGUCAUAUUUGUAAUAUAUUUUAGUGCAAAAGAAAUCUAAAUUGCCAUUGGUGGAUGUAUUACUUCACUAUUCACUAAGGAAUGCAAUACAGAUGAAAAAUUUCAAUACCGGUUUUUCGGUAAUUUUUCAUUUUAAAACCGGUAAAUUACCUGUGUUUUUAUUGAUAGAUGAACAAUUUUUUCAAAAUUGCUAGCUUUAUUCGAUAAAUACUUUAAAUUCAUAUAUUAUCGUCAUGUCGCCCGAACCUAACACGGCGCUUUUCUAUACAUUUUUACUUAGGCUUGGGUACGCAUGGUGAGCAUAAGUCAAUAUUAUCUUAAACAAACGUAAACAAAAUUGAA
Messenger RNA from Ctenocephalides felis (cat flea), 2733 nucleotides. Its product is annotated as frizzled-2-like. The record is from RefSeq and is a predicted model, not a curated record. Gene Ontology annotation, biological process: canonical Wnt signaling pathway; non-canonical Wnt signaling pathway. Gene Ontology annotation, molecular function: Wnt receptor activity; Wnt-protein binding. Lineage: Eukaryota; Metazoa; Arthropoda; Insecta; Siphonaptera; Pulicidae. Gene Ontology annotation, cellular component: plasma membrane.